Molecule: messenger RNA, 2420 nt
Organism: Rubroshorea leprosula
Lineage: Eukaryota; Viridiplantae; Streptophyta; Magnoliopsida; Malvales; Dipterocarpaceae
Source: the annotation of a GenBank genome assembly
GGUCUUCUCGUCCAAAUAAAAUUUUUUUCCGCAUUAAUCACGAUUUCUUUUUUCACUCUUCGUCCUCCGUCCAUACAUCUUUCCAGAAAAGUUUUUAGCGACCCUUACCGUGAUCAAAGUGCAAAAAUCCAAAAAAUGGCGUCGGCUGCUGCAUCUCCUUCUUCUCCGGCGAACGAAGAACCGCAGGCGCAGAACCUGGAGAACGAUCAUCAGCAGCAACCGCUGGUAAAGGAGUGCGUGUACAGAACCAAGACGAUGCAGUUCUUUGGUCGUACUACGCCUAUUAUACUCCAAAACGACAAUGGCCCAUGCCCUCUCCUCGCCAUAUGUAAUGUUCUUCUUCUGAGGAACAACAUUAAGCUGAGUCCUGAUAUAUCUGAAGUUUCACAAGAGAAAUUGCUUUCACUGGUGGUGGAGCGACUGAUUGAUUCCAACAGUAAUGUCAAUAAUAAGGAUGAUGAGUACCUUAAAAAUCAACAGCAGAAUAUUGCAGAUGCAAUGAAUUUGCUUCCACGGCUUACAACUGGGAUUGAUGUAAAUAUAAAAUUCAGGAGAAUAGAUGAUUUUGAAUUCACUCCUGAGUGUGCCAUAUUUGAUUUGCUGGACAUUCCCCUAUGUCAUGGUUGGAUAGUUGAUCCUCAGGACUAUGAAACUUCAAUUGCAAUUGGGUCAAAAUCUUAUAAUACCAUCAUGGGGGAGCUUGUUGCACUAGACACACAAAACAUGGAGGGUAUGCCUAAAAAUAAUUCUGAAGAUUGUGUAGAUUUUGCUGCCGCAACAACUGCAACUCUUGGAGUUCCUUCCCCUAGCCUGUCAAAAACCAGAUCUUUUGAUAGUUCUCCCAGUUCUGUCUCUGAUCCCCCAAAAAGAAGAGGGGACCUUGAAGAAGAGGAAGAACUGUCAAGAGUCUUGAAAUUAUCUGAGACUGAGUCUACAAACGUUGGCAAUUCUCUUGGAGCUGCGUCAGAUGCUGUGGAUGGGAGAACUUGUUCGGAAGACCUUGUUUCUGUAGAUUCUGUACGUACAAGAGAUGGGCAAAAUGGUGUUGGAAAUCAGAAUUUGCAGUACCCAGAGUUAUCCUUGUCAGAUAAUUGCAAUGAUAAUGAUAAUGCGACCUGUUUGAAGCGCUUUGCAAAGGAGGAAAAGAUUGAUGGGUGUGAUCAUUAUGUUGAUCAAUCAUCCUUCUUGAAAUCUGGAGAUAUUAAACAUUUUAGUGAUGUGGUUGAGAAGGGUAGUGCUUCUGCAUUUCUUCAGAUAAAAGAUCCAGUUUCUAUUUCUCCUGCAAAAGACACUGCAGCCGUAGAUAAAAAUGGUACUGGCACUUUUCACAUGGGUGAAAAAGUUGAGCUUCAAUCUACUUCGACAAUCAGUGCUAAUGAACAAGCAGAUAAAGAUAGUGGGUGUGAUAGAACAGAAGUAUUGUCCUUGUCUUUACCAAAUGCAGAUUCAGAGUCAUCUAGUGGCAGAAUACUGCCUGGAGAUGUAUCUGAAACUGUUACUUCUAGUCUCGAUGACAGUGAGCCCAUUUAUGAAGGAGAGGAGUGCAUACUGGAUUCAGGAACUAAAGUAUAUCAUGAGCGGGAGCCUGUAUAUGAAGGUGAGGUGAUUCUUGCUGAACAAGCUGACAAAGGAACUCUAGAUACUUGUGAUGUGAGAUCUAAGGAUGAAAUCACUGCACAACAAGGGGAACUGAUAAGGAACUUCUUGAAGAACAAUGCCAACCAGUUGACGGUCUAUGGGCUUUUUUGCUUACAAGAUGGUCUGAAGGAACGUGAGCUUUGUGUUUUUUUCCGUAAUAAUCAUUUCAGCACCAUGUUCAAGUAUGAAGGUGAUCUUUAUCUUUUAGCUACAGACCAAGGUUACCUAAAUCAGCCAGAUUUGGUUUGGGAGAAACUGAAUGAGGUCAAUGGGGACACGUUGUUUAUGACUAGUAAUUUCAAGGAAUUCAAGGUGGAUAGUCAUACAAGUGAUACAUGGGAUGAACAUAAUGCCAUGGCCAAUACUGCUGAUUUUAUUGCCAGCAUUGAUAGUGCAGCACAGGCAGGGUUGGAUAUAAACUCUGAUUUGCAAUUGGCAAUAGCUCUGCAGCAACAGGAGUUUGAACAGCAACAACAGCGACAGAAUGUUCAGCAACCAACUGUUAGUGGGGCUUCAAGAUUGGUCACAGGUCCGCAGGUGCCAAGAAAUAGCGGAAGGCAGCCCUCAACUCCAAAGGCCGAGGCAAAAUCUAAAGAGAAAUGUAUCGUGAUGUGAGUUCUGCAUUCAGACAUCUGGAAAAUUCCUAAUGUAAAUUGUUUGCAUGUUUUGGUCCAUUGUAUUGCGUAACACUAAUAAACCCAAUUAACCCUACUUGCUAUGUUAGAUCAAGUUUUUGACUGUAAAAAAUUUGCAUAGUCUCUUACUAAAUAGACUUGUUCAGG